AUGGUGAAGAAUAAUAAUGUGGCUAGUGGAUCACGAGUUCCGGCUGUAUGGAAUAAUCAGAAUACAACUAUAUUUUGUGACCUGUGUAUCAAGGAGGUGGAGGCGGGUAAUCGUCCUGGUACUCACUUUAAGAAAGAAGGAUGGGAAAAUGUGAGGAUUAGCAUGAAAACUGGUCUUGGGUGGAAUUCCAAACUUGGGACUAUUGAUGCUUCUGACGAAUGGUGGCAUAACAAAAUUGAGAUAAAUCCCAAAUAUGCAAAAUUACGUAGAAAGGGUAUUAGUCCUGAUAUGGAAGAGAAGUUUGAUAGAAUGUUCAUGAACACCACCUCCACUGGUGACCAUGCUUGGGCACCUUCAUCUGGUGUACUUCCAACUCAUGAUUCAUCCGAAUGUGAUGGUAUUCUACUUGACAGUUGUGAUGAUUCUAGUGAUCCCGCAUACGUACCAGAUGAAACAAUUCAAGCCUAG
Messenger RNA from Prunus armeniaca (apricot), 468 nucleotides. The record is from the annotation of a GenBank genome assembly. NCBI's taxonomy places the organism in Eukaryota, Viridiplantae, Streptophyta, Magnoliopsida, Rosales, Rosaceae.